Diutina rugosa is the source of this 1839-nucleotide messenger RNA. RefSeq lists its product as uncharacterized. The coding region runs from base 1 to 1839 and encodes 612 amino acids. The record is from RefSeq and is a predicted model, not a curated record. Lineage: Eukaryota; Fungi; Ascomycota; Pichiomycetes; Serinales; Debaryomycetaceae. The transcript has a single exon.
AUGAAGAUCGAAUCAGUGAUUAAGGGUUCCGUGUUCGGCUUGUGGUACAGUCGUAAAAGAUUGUUAUUGAAUUAUGUGGCUAUCCCAAUUGGCAUCCUAACAAUCCUUUGCGUUCUCUAUGGGCUUAAUGAGUUGUUGGUAAAUGUUGCCAACGUCAAGUUUCCUGCUUCGGUAUUGGGAAUGUUGAUCAAUCUUGUUUGGCUAACCGCUCUUCUGGGUUUAUCCAAUCUUCCACAAGGAAAGAUUCAAGAUCCAAUCAGAAAGGUUUCAGGGCUGAUCCUUACAUGGUAUUUGUAUUUGGUAAGGCCACUGAUGGGUUUUACACUCAAAUGGAUCAAUGUCUUCUUCAUUCCCAGCUUCGUCAUCUUGCCAUUGCUGGAUCAUAUUUCCAUUAUUGAGUGUUUAAAGAUUGCGGCUGUGUUUGUGGUUGGCCUUAUAUUUACAUUUGUAUUUGAUGCUUAUUUUGUGAUGGGUUUACGGUGGAUCACUCGCAAUUUCAUGAGCAGGUCCAUUGAUAAGGGUGAUGAGGACGAGGACUUGAACUCGACUAAGUCCAACAUGAACAUUGACAUUACUACGAUCGAUAGCAAGGAUAAUCCUGUCGAGCCAGAUUAUGAGCAACAAGUUUCGGUUUCAGCAGAUCCUUUCAGAACUCCUUCAGUUACAUCAACGGUCACAUUUCCGGAGCCCGCUUACGCAGGCCAGGGGUCGAUUUUCCAACCAAACUCGAGUUUGGUAUCCAAUGGUGAACAAAAUAGCACCUUUGAAAUUGAAUUGAAUCAGUUGAGUGUACGCCGGGCCUCUGAUGUACAAUCUGAGGGCGAGAUUGCUGAGCGGGUAUCUGAACAAGGCGAUGAAGUUAACAUGAUGGAUCAUUUGGAUGAUGAUGCGAAGAAAACCGCUGUCUGGGUUUCGACGUAUCUUGAUUGGCUUAUUUAUGGGUUACUUUUUGUGAUAGCCCUACCAUUCUAUUAUGUUGCUAGCAUUCACGUACUUUUGCCAUACCACUUAGCAAUCACAGUGAUCGCUUUUUAUAUUGCAUUACUCAUCCCUCAAAAAUGGCCGGUGUUAAAAAGAUUUGCACAUCCAAUCAUUGUCUCGACUGGAAUUAUAUUGUUUGUGUGCUUUAUUGGAUCAUUAAUAUUUCAUCACAAACCGAAGGGGUUUCUUGACGACUUGCGCUAUUACAAAACUGGAAAAAACUACACAAACUUGUUUUCAGGAAAGGUCAUGUUGAAUGGUGGUAAAGAGGAUACCAUGCCUAAGGACGAUUUCACCGCCACCCCGCAAUGGCCUGGUUGUGGUGAUUUCCUUAGCUCAUUGAUGGAUGUAUCUAUUGUGGCUUUGUCCCUUCCGAUGUCCACCCAUCGUAAGGAUUUUGUGAGCAACUUCUUCUAUAUCAUGCCGCCACUUCUAGUGACUUCCACCCUUACCUUUUUCCUUUACCCCUUAAUUUGUUAUAACAUUGGUAUUGACGCCGAAAGAUCAUUAGGGUUUGUUGGUCGCAGUGUCACCUUGGCUCUUGGUACUCCUUUGGUGUUAGCACUUGGGGGAUCAGUGCCUUUAAUGGCAGUGUGCACGAUUUUGCUGGGCAUUUGUGGUGUGUUGAUUGGAGACUAUUUGCUUAAUUUUCUCCGCGUGCCAAAAGAUGACUAUGCCACUAGAGGGGUAAGCAUGGGGAUCAAUUGUGGUGCCAUAUCCACAGCGCACCUAUUGACUACUGAUCCAAGAGCAGCCUCCAUGAGCUCUUUGAGUUUUCUGGUAUUCGGUACGGUCAUGGUUAUCUUUGCAAGUAUCAAUGGCGUGGCGGAAGUGAUCCGGGGAUGGGUGGGAUUAUAG